Danaus chrysippus (African queen) is the source of this 2568-nucleotide messenger RNA. Lineage: Eukaryota; Metazoa; Arthropoda; Insecta; Lepidoptera; Nymphalidae. The record is from the annotation of a GenBank genome assembly.
AUGCACGUUCGUGUGCGCAUGUUUGGUAAACCUGAUACUAUUGUAGUAGUAGAAUCAAAACUUACGAAGUUGCAACAGUUUCGACGUAUAAUAAAAGAAAAAUUUGAUGUCGAACCCAAGUUACAACGGUUAUUUUACGGCGGAAAACUGCUUGAAGAUGGUUAUACAUUCCAUGACUAUAACAUUAAACUAAAUGAUGUAAUUCAGCUGAUUGCUGUACCGCAGACUGUAGAAAGUGAAGAUGAAAAGAAAUCACUUAACAAUCUAGAGCAAGUAAAAGAAUCCAACCUUGAACAGAAAACAAUAGUUUAUACGGAUGUUACAAGUACAGUCUAUGCAGUUGGAGAUUUAGUUGAUAUUAAAGACCGAGAACAGGGUGCCUGGUUAGAAGGUAAAAUAGUAAGAAUAGUACUAGAUCCUAAAGUAAAUUAUGAAAAUGAACAAAACAAGGAAGAUUUAAACAGUACUUUGGAUAGUGAAAAUGAUCUUGAAAACAAGCCACCCAGUAAUAUAUCUGAACAGUCAAACACUCAAAAGACUGGUAUUGCAAAAUAUUUUACAAAACAGACCAAUGGAAAGAGAUUUAAAGAAAAAACGGUAAAAGUUACAGCAGAGAAUGUUUUGUAUAAGGUGCAAUUAGAUGAUGAUGAAGAAGAUUCUGAAUUGUUUUGUAAGCUCAAAGAAAUAAGACCCAGAGCUCGGCAUGAGAUUGAUGUCAAAGAUUUAAAGCCUGGACAAAAGGUCAUGAUAAAUCACAAUACUGAUGAACCAUUGGAAAAAGGAUAUUGGUAUGAUUUCAAAGUAGAUGAAAUAAAGAAAUUGAGGACAAGCUAUGAGAUUGUUGGAACUUUAUACCUCGGUCAGGACUCGGUUCCACAAAAUGAUACUAAAGUCAAAAUCCAUGAUAAAAUAUUUGCUAUUGAAGAACCAGUGCCUUUGGAAAAAAGAACCGAGGAUUAUCUUAAAUCAAUACAAGAGACACCGGCACCCAGAUCUAAACCAAUGAAUUGCUUAAAAUGUAGAGAUAAUGAAGAAGAACCUUGCAAGGAAUGUGGAUGUUAUUUAUGUGCACAAAAAAAUGAUCCAGAUAAGAUAAUUCUGUGUGAUGAGUGCCACAAUGGUUACCACAUGGUAUGUCUGAAUCCUCCUCUAACUGAACUACCAGACGAUGACUGGUAUUGCCCAUCAUGUAAGAGGGAUCCAAAUGACGUUAUAGCACCCGGUGCAUCCAAACAAGCUAAAAAAUCCAAUACUUCUAAGACUAACAGAGAUUGGGGCAGAGGCAUGGCAUGUGUUGGAAAAACAAAAACUUGUCCUAUGCCCUUAAACCAUUUUGGUCCUAUCCCUGGAAUAGAAGUUGGAAUGUGUUGGAGAUUUAGGAUACAACUUUCUGAAUCAGGAGUGCACAGACCACCUGUUUCCGGAAUACAUGGCCGGGACAUUGAAGGAGCCUACAGUAUAGUGUUAUCAGGUGGAUAUGAAGAUGAUGUUGACAAUGGCUAUGAGUUCACAUAUACUGGUAGCGGUGGAAGAAAUCUUUCUGGAAACAAACGAACCGCUGAACAAUCAUGUGAUCAAACUCUUACGAGGGAGAACAAAGCGCUGGCUCGCAAUUGUGCCGUUGAUAAGGUGAGUGAGGACGGUGGAGACGCUGGGGAUGAUUGGAGACGAGGAAAACCAGUGAGGGUCGUCAGAUCCUGCAAGAUGCUGAAACAUUUCCCGAAAUACGCACCUAAGGAGGGAAUACGAUACGACGGUAUCUACAAGGUGGUGAAAUAUUAUCCCGAAAAAGGUCUAUCCGGGUAUAUUGUGUGGAAGUAUCUUCUGCGGAGAGAUGACCCUAGUCCGGCACCAUGGGAACCGGAAGCAAAGAAAUAUAAUAUUGUGUACCCAGAUGGCUAUUUAGAAGCGGAAGCGGAAAAGAAAGCCUUGAAAGAAAAAGCAACAAAUAGUAAAAAAUCUUCAAAAAGAGCGAAACGUAACGAAAGUACGUCAUCAGAAACAGAUUCGUCUCCAGUAGUGAAAAAACGGAAAGUACAAAAAACACCUCAGAAUGGCAAAGUCCGUAAAAAACAAUGUUUGUCAGAUAGCAGUGAGUCAUCAUCUGAAAUAGAAAAAUUAACAAGCAAAGACACGAACGCUAAACAAAAGAAUAGAAAAUCUGUAAUACCGAGCAUAUUUACGAAAAGUCCAAAGAACAAAAAAGAUAAAGCAGAAGAACCUCUUAGUGCUGAGGAGAAAGACAGUGUGUUAGCUGACACACUCAAUACAAAACUGUGGGGCGAAUGUUUAGAUGUCUGUGAGAAGCAAGGAAAGAAGGAAUUCAUAGAGCAUGUGACUCAAGUGUUCCUUUGCAUCAUCUGUCAGGAUGUUGCUGUAAACCCGGUCACUACACCAUGCUCUCAUAACUUUUGUAUUGGCUGUCUGAAGCUAGCGUUCAAGUCGUCGGAAUCCCAGAGCUGCCCAUGUUGCAGACAAAGUCUCGCUAAAAUGGAAGUCCAAGUGAACGAACAACUAAAGAAAGCCUUGCAGACCAUACUAAAAGGAUAUGAUGUCGGCAAGAAAUAA